Messenger RNA from Caenorhabditis briggsae, 1245 nucleotides. The transcript has 8 exons. NCBI's taxonomy places the organism in Eukaryota, Metazoa, Nematoda, Chromadorea, Rhabditida, Rhabditidae. Bases 1 to 1245 code for a protein of 414 amino acids. The record is from RefSeq and is a predicted model, not a curated record. Gene Ontology annotation, molecular function: DNA-binding transcription factor activity; zinc ion binding; sequence-specific DNA binding. Gene Ontology annotation, biological process: regulation of DNA-templated transcription.
AUGUAUCCAUUUUCAGACAAAAAACGGAUUACGCAUCAAGAAUACCAACAAAAUGUGUAUUACGACGAGUUUCCCAGCUCCAGAUCGCUGGAUAGUCGGUGGAGUGAUUCCGGAGAAAGUCAAGAAUCGAUCGCGUCUUCAAGCUCAUCUACAGCUCCAUUUCGUCCGACCUUUUCAGCUCGGAUUAUUGAAAAAACGGUGAAAAAGAAAAUUUUGAAUUUGGGAUUAUGUUUGAUUUGUGAAGUUGAUGCGACUGGAAUUAAUUAUGGUGUUAAAACGUGUGAAGGGUGUAAGAAAUUCUUCCAUCGCAACCAUCCGAAUAGUCUUAAAUUGAGAUGCAAAAAGAGGAGCAAAACGAAAUGUUCAAUUAAUCCAACAAAUCGAACUGAAUGUCAGGCAUGCAGAUUUCAAAAGUGUUUAGAUUAUGGGAUGACUAUGGAUAAGCCCGUCGAUGAUGUUCUCAAGAUGACCAGAGAACAGAAGAUUCUUUUUAUGAAGUUAGCCCAUUGGAUUAUCGAAGUUCAUAUGAGGGAAUGUGUGCUCACUGAAACAGGUUUAGAGAAAUUUGGGGAGUCAGAAAUGAUAAAAAUUGCGCACGACAUGCAUCCUGUCGAUAGACGUUUUGAUGCUUGGACCAUAAUAAUUCCAGAAAUGAAUCGAGAAAUUUCAAGUAUAAUUUCAUUUGUACGAGACACACGACUACUGGAAGACUGUCAAAAUCCCCCAGAAGUUCUAAAAACGACAAUGUUCCAAGCCUUCUGUCUCCGUGUAGCUCGUGGAUUGUCUCCAAAAGGAUGGAUGUUUUCGGAUGGACGAACUCUCGAUUCUGAAUGUUUGGAACUAAUUUUUGGAGACGAUUUGACAAGAGACUUGGUGAAAUUAUCGAAUUUGAUCAAGUUGAAUUUUGUGACUGACGAAGAUUUGGGGAUGAUGAUUGCACAGGUGGUUGUUCAUCCGAGGAAUGGAUUCAAGGAUUUGGAAUUUCAUUAUGAAAAUGUUUUUAAUGCUUUUCGAGUGAAGAUGAGGAAACGGGAGCAUGAGAAAGCGAUGAUGACAGCGAUUAGUGAAAUUUUGGAGCAUUUGGAGAAGAUUGGUGCACAACAGAAGGCUCAAGCAUAUCAUCUGCUCAUUUUGGGUCCGAAAAGGAACAUGAGGCUUGGAAGACGGAAGGAUUUGUUAAUGAGUGUGGGUAAUAAGAUAAUGAGCGUAAAACAGUAUUCGAGAAGGUUUGUGGAUAAUUUUUGA